AUGGAUGUUAAAUUUGUACCAGAAACUGGAAGGUGGCAUAUCUUUUAUUUCUCUGACAAACACAACAAUGAUCUAUUGGAUACACAAUUCAGUGCUAUGUUGCCUGCCCACAGAAAAAUGUCAGAGGCAGAUAUUAUGCAAAUGAUGAACAUGCUAAAGUCAGGGAUUAGCACUUCACAGAUAUUUGGUCUUCUAGCUAGUCAAGCAGGCGGGUAUGAAUUUGUUGGCUAUGGUCCCAGAGAUAUGUACAAUGAGAUUGCUCAGCAAAGGCGUCAAAUUCCUGGUGAUGCAGCACGAGUGUUGAAGAAGUUGGAGGCUAUGCGGUUGAAGGAUCCACAAUUAUAUUUCAAGGCAUGUCAUGAUUCAAGAGGUUUGUUACGUAACUUGUUCUGGUCUGAUGGGAUUAGCCAACUAGACUACCGACUCUUCGGGGAUGUUAUUGCUUUUGAUGCUACGUAUAAGAAGAACAAGUAUAGUUGUCCAUUAGUCAUAUUCAGCGGGGUUAACCACCACAACCAAACAAUUAUUUUUGCUGCUGCGUUAGUUGUGGACGAAACUACUGAUACAUAUAUUUGGCUCCUGCGUCAGCUCAUGUUUGCAAUGAAGGACAAGACCCCGACCUCAAUAAUAACUGAUAGGGCCAUGGCGAUUAGGAAUGCAGUCAGAGUUGUAUUUCCCGAAGUCAGACAUAGAUUAUGCGCUUGGCACCUUAUUCGAAAUGCAACUAGCAAUGUUGGAAGUCCAUCGUUUACAUCUAUAUUCCAAAAAAUUAUGUUGGGAGACUACGAGAUUUCCGUGUUUAAGCGUAAGUGGGUUCAGCUUAUUGAAGAAUUUGGCCUUGAGGAUAAGCCAUGGGUGAUCAACACGUACGAAGAGAAGCAUAUGUGGGCUACUGCAUAUAUAAGAGGAAAAUUCUUUGCUGGCUUUAGAACUACCUCAAGAUGUGAAGGUUUACACUCAGUUGUUGCAAGGUAUGUGGGGUCGCGGCAUGAUUUGACAAGUUUCGUAGAGCAUUUUCAAAGGUGUGUUGCACACUUGCGCUUUAAAGAAUUUAAUGCUGAUUAUGAAUCUACACGUGGGGUGCCCGUUAUGCAGACUUGUAUAGAGCUGCUAGAGAGAUAUGGUGCUGAGUUAUACACUCAUGAGAUAUUUCGUUUCUUUCGGCCAUUUUUUUCUAGAGCUGGAUCAAUGCGGGUGCUAAACAUAGAGAAUAACGAUGAUUGCAUAAAGUACAUUAUGUGUAAGCAUGGGAGGCCCGAUUUUAUGUGGACUGUUGAUUUUCGUUAA
This is a messenger RNA of Arachis stenosperma, 1287 nucleotides long. RefSeq names its product protein FAR1-RELATED SEQUENCE 5-like. The transcript has a single exon. The record is from RefSeq and is a predicted model, not a curated record. Gene Ontology annotation, biological process: regulation of DNA-templated transcription. Bases 1 to 1287 code for a protein of 428 amino acids. Lineage: Eukaryota; Viridiplantae; Streptophyta; Magnoliopsida; Fabales; Fabaceae.